Seminavis robusta is the source of this 654-nucleotide messenger RNA. The record is from the annotation of a GenBank genome assembly. Lineage: Eukaryota; Bacillariophyta; Bacillariophyceae; Naviculales; Naviculaceae.
AUGACUCCAUUGACCCGUUGUCUCCUUGUCAUUGCCGCCAUGGCCGGUAGCUCCUCUGCUUUUUCUGCCGGAGGACUCGCGCAAAGAAGCACCAAGACCCAACUCCAUUCCAGCAUGUCAUCUCUAACGGAACAAGAAGCCCAUUAUCUCAUGGCCAAAGCACGAGAAUGUGCCUUUUCGGAUACCUGCUCUGUGGAAGAAUCCCAACAACAUUUGCAUGACGUGCUCAAUAUCCAAGUGGCUUGUGCCAGUGGAACCGUGGCGGGACAAGAUAUCUGUGAAGAUCAACAGGCUGCGGCCGAAAUUGUCUCCCGAUUGCGCGUCAACGCUGAAAGUGGAAGACAUGGAUUGACAACCCGCCAACAAGCCAUGUUUGGAGCUCUUCCCGUCACCUUUUUUGUGCUCACAUGCAUUUCCAUGUUGCUGCAGAUCAACAGCAAUCCUGGUGUCGUGCCUUUCACUCCACAAGAAGUUGGUUGGGCGCUCCGUGACGGGUACCUGGACGAUUUGGUGUCCCACUUUGUGAAAAAUGGUGGUCUCAACACGGGCACUGCUGAUGCCGUUCCGUUUACUUCGCAAGAAAUUGUCUGGGCCAUCAAAGGUGGAUACCUGGACGAUUUGGUGUCUCAUUUCAUGCGAAAUGGAGGGCUCUAA